Neopelma chrysocephalum (saffron-crested tyrant-manakin) is the source of this 2404-nucleotide messenger RNA. Its product is annotated as probable bifunctional methylenetetrahydrofolate dehydrogenase/cyclohydrolase 2. The record is from RefSeq and is a predicted model, not a curated record. Lineage: Eukaryota; Metazoa; Chordata; Aves; Passeriformes; Pipridae. The transcript is spliced from 7 exons. Gene Ontology annotation, biological process: tetrahydrofolate interconversion. The annotation marks the transcript as partial. Gene Ontology annotation, molecular function: methylenetetrahydrofolate dehydrogenase (NAD+) activity; methenyltetrahydrofolate cyclohydrolase activity; methylenetetrahydrofolate dehydrogenase (NADP+) activity. Gene Ontology annotation, cellular component: mitochondrion.
UUACCCUCAUUAGUCCAAGUGUGUGUGUUUCUCUGUAAUGAUUCAGACAUAUUGGUGACUCCAUCCAAGUGCCAGAACUGUAAUUUGGGAGCAUUGUGUCUCCCAGAUCACAUAGAUGAACGGAGAGUUUGCAACACCAUCGCCCCGGAGAAGGAUGUGGAUGGAUUCCAUAUCAUGAAUAUUGGACGUCUGUGUCUCGAUCAGCCUUCCAUAAUUCCUGCCACUGCUGCUGCCGUGUGGGAAAUCAUAAAACGGACAGGAAUACCCACAUUUGGAAAAAAUGUUGUUGUAGCUGGAAGAUCUAAGAAUGUUGGAAUGCCUAUCUCAAUGCUGUUACAUACUGAUGGAGAGCACGAAAGGCCUGGAGGUGAUGCCACAGUGACCAUUACUCACAGAUACACCCCAAAAGAGCAGCUCAAGAUCCAUACGCAGCUCGCUGACAUAGUAAUAGUAGCUGCAGGUGUCCCAAAGCUGAUUACUACUGAUAUGGUCAAAGAAGGUGCAGCUGUGAUUGAUGUAGGCAUCAACCAUAUCCAUGAUCCUCUUACAGGAAAAACCAAAUUAGUUGGGGAUGUGGACUUUGAAGUGGAUUACACAGAGCAGCCAAAGCUCUUGAAGCUCAUGCAGACCUGCCUUGAGGAACACCACAGCUAUUGUAUCAAUGGGCUCUGUGCCUUCCACAGCGAGCUGAGGAAACCCAUAUGCAAGUGCCUUGCAGGUUAUAAUGGAGAAAGGUGUGAACAUUUAACACUAAAUUCAUAUGCACAUGAUUCUUACGAGCGCUACAUAGCUGUGGGAAUUGGUGUAGGAAUACUGACCGGGGGAAUACUUGCCAUCAUCUACUGCUACGUAAGAAAGAGAUGCAGGAAAUUGAAAUCCCCCUACAAAGUCUGCGUGGGCGAGACGGCGCUGUGAAGAUCUGGCACUGGGACACUCACCAGUUUGCCUGCAAAGGAGGGGAAGGUCUUCUGGGAAGGCCCCCCCGCACCAUCUGACAGGUGCCCCGGCCUCGCGGAGGAGAUGAACUCGAGGGAAUGGCAGAGGAGGAUGUGAAGGGAACUCCUGCAGAACUGACAGGCUCCGUUUAGUGUUGAAGAAAGACCUGCUCUCCUUGGUAAAGGUGGCUCAUGCUCAGGUCCAAACAGCUGAGGGCACUGGCAGGCCUCUUGACACUCUCCUGUGGUUGGUGUUUGCCAAGGGGAGGACCUGGUUGGUUUUAGCUGUUUUCAGUCAUUUCAAGCCCUAGAACAGUGUUCUGCUUUGGUCUUUUGUGUGUUUUGGUUUUUUGGGUUUUUUUGUUUGUUUUUUCUUCUUUUUUUCUCCUCUGGAGGAAAAGCACCACCUCUCUCACAGUGGAGCUGUAUUCUGGACAUCAGGCACUGACCAGAAAACAUUUGGGUUCUGAUUUUGGUGUCUGCUGGCUGUGUGUGUGGAUAAACAUCCCUCUUCCAAGCCAGCUGUUACCUCCAGUGUAAUGGGCCAAGUACAGGCUUCUGCUACCAUAAAGGACAAAACCAAAAUGCUUUGGACUGAGGAAAAUGACUGGUUUGCAAAAGCUUUCUUAAACUUAGGAAUAGAGACUAAGCAAUUCCUGGAAAAUUAGAUCAUGACACCUCUGGGCAUGGCAUGCUCUUAUUGUUUUCAUGAGCAAAGGAGCCAGGCAUCUUUCUCAAAAUGCAUUAUGGAGUGUGCUCCUGACAAAGAACCCUUCUCAUCCCAAACAUCAUCCAGCAGCUCCUCAGGUCCAUGGAACUUCAGGCAGAACAUUGCCUUGCUGCCCCCUGAUUUCUGCACAAGACUUCAAUUUCUAGAGAAGCUGGAAUUUUUCAUGAAACUUCAGUACACAGGAAACAGACUCUACUCCUUUCUCACGUUAUCAGCACAAUGUGACCACUCAAAUAAGAAAAAAAUUAUCUUGGGGAUUAGGUUCUACCCUGGACAAACAGAUUACAUAUUGGAUGCUUGGCUCUCUUCAUCUUGUCUACAAAGAAUUGCAAAGGUACAAAGAUUUUGUUCAAAGAAAAGGGAAGAAAAUUGAUUCUGAAGAUGGUGGCACUAACUGGGACUUCUCAGUGACAACUGGAGUGUUUGCCAGUGCUGACGAGACUGGAGGUGGCUCUCAGAGGUUUUCAUUUCAGCUGUUGUACGUUGUAGACUCAUCUGCUGUGCUCAGUCAUCUUCCAGAGAAAGGCAGUUGGUACUUGGAGAUUUUGUUGGGUAAUAUCAGCUCCUAAAUUCAGGUGGCUUACUGAAAGCGCAGUUUCUUUGUUAUGUGAAUUAAUUUUCACAGCAGGAGGCACGUUGCUUGUUGAAAAAACUGUGUAUUUUUGAGGCUAUGGUGACAAUUCUGAUAUGUGAAUGAAAGGUGGAGUUUGAAAGGGUUAAAAGUGCCUGUGGCACUCGA